Zerene cesonia (dogface butterfly) is the source of this 953-nucleotide messenger RNA. RefSeq names its product 15-hydroxyprostaglandin dehydrogenase [NAD(+)]-like. Lineage: Eukaryota; Metazoa; Arthropoda; Insecta; Lepidoptera; Pieridae. The record is from RefSeq and is a predicted model, not a curated record. Gene Ontology annotation, molecular function: oxidoreductase activity, acting on the CH-OH group of donors, NAD or NADP as acceptor. The transcript is spliced from 5 exons. Gene Ontology annotation, cellular component: cytoplasm. The coding region runs from base 56 to 865 and encodes 269 amino acids.
UGAAAUCUAAACCACAAAUAAAACAGUCGGCUGUAAACAGUGGCACAGAGAAGACAUGUGUGAGGUGAAAGAUAAAAUAUGUUUGGUUACUGGCGCCGCUUCGGGCAUCGGGGCUGGGAUUGCGCGGGCUUUUGUUGAAAAGGGGGCAAAGCAUGUAGCAAUUUUAGACAUAAACGAGGAAUUAGGAGAACAACUCGCUAAAGAACUUAAUACACAAUACGGAGAAAAUAAAGCGAAAUUUUACAAAUGUGACGUCACCACUGAUGAAUUGGAUGCAGCGUUUGAUGAAACUGUAAAAACAUUUGGAUAUCUCGAUGUUAUUGUGAACAAUGCUGGUGUAAUGAAUGAUUCUCCUUCAGUCUACUUGAAAGCAAUUAAUAUUAAUGUGACAGCAUUAAUCAGGGGCUCUUUAAAAGCGUACCAUUUAAUGCGUAAAGAUAAGGAUGGUAGAGGCGGCACCAUUGUGAAUAUAUCCUCUAUAGUGGGCCUUAUGCAAUCUUUUUUGUUACCAGUGUAUAGUGCUACAAAAAGUGCAGUAUUACAGUUCAGUAAUUGUCUCGGGGCUGAACAGAACUAUACUAGGACUGGAGUGCGCGUAGUUACAGUGUGUUUUGGCACAACUGAAACUAAUUUAAUAGCUGGAACAAUUGGAGCAAUCGACGAAACGCUUGAGGCAUACAUAUCUCCUGCUAUAGCGCAAAUGCCUUCUCAAGGAGUUGAUAAUGCAGUCAGAGGUCUUAUAACAGCAUUUGAGGAGGGAAAAAGCGGAAGCACCUGGCUGGUUACAUCUGAGAGACCAGCGGAGAAUAUCUCUGAAAACGUUAAAAAGAGCUACGAACAUUUGUCAAAGGGUGUAUUUAAUUAAGAUGGCAGCACAUGAUGUAUUAGUACGAAUUGUAUUUUGAAUGUUUUAAUAUGGUGAUUUGUUAUUUGAAUAAAAUAUUUUUUUAUGA